Messenger RNA from Aphis gossypii (cotton aphid), 2371 nucleotides. Its product is annotated as hydroxysteroid dehydrogenase-like protein 2. Gene Ontology annotation, cellular component: mitochondrion. Bases 137 to 1060 code for a protein of 307 amino acids. Lineage: Eukaryota; Metazoa; Arthropoda; Insecta; Hemiptera; Aphididae. The record is from RefSeq and is a predicted model, not a curated record. The transcript has 6 exons.
UAGUUUUUUACUUACCUACCUAGCUAUAGUUUGUAUAAACUAUAUAAGUACUACUAUACCUUAAAAUUUGGAUUUGGUGUUAUUGAAAUUUAUUAUACAGUAGACAUUUUAUAAACUUUAUUCAAAUAAUUUUAAAAUGCUUAACACUGGAAAAUUGGAAGGGCGCACGUUAUUUAUUACCGGAGGAAGUCGUGGUAUUGGCAAAGCAAUUGCUUUGAAAGCAGCCAAGGAUGGCGCCAACAUAGUUAUUGCAGCAAAGACAACUGAGCCACAUCCUAAACUCCCGGGAACCAUAUACACUUCUGCAAAAGAGAUUGAAGAAGCAGGAGGAAAAUGUUUACCUUGUGUUGUUGACGUAAGAAAUGAAAGUCAAAUAAUUGAUGCUGUUAAUAAAGCUGUUGAUGUAUUUGGAGGUAUAGAUAUAGUCAUAAACAAUGCUAGUGCAAUAUCAUUAACUGGAACAUUAGACACUGACAUGAAAAGAUAUGACUUAAUGCAUAACAUUAAUACAAGAGGAACAUUUCUUGUAUCAAAAAUAUGUUUGCCUCACUUAAAGAAAAGCAAAUACGGUCAUAUUUUAAAUAUUAGUCCUCCGUUGAAUAUGAAUCCUAAUUGGUUUAAGGAUCACGUUGCAUACACAAUGGCCAAGUAUGGAAUGUCAAUGUGUGUAUUAGGAAUGGCUACAGAAUUUAAGAAAUAUAACAUUGCUGUAAAUGCUUUAUGGCCCAGAACUGUAAUUCAUACAGCAGCUGUGGAGAUGUUAUCAGGUAUAAAUGAAGCAAAAUCAUAUUCACGAAAACCUGAUAUAAUGGCUGAUGCAGCUUAUUCAAUCAUUACUAAACCAUUUGAUCAUUAUAAUGGAAAUUUUUUAAUUGACGAUGAAGUAUUACAACAAGAAGGAAUACUAGAUUUUGAUCAGUAUUUAAGUGAUCCAGAGAACAGUGGUAAUCUCAUGAUGGAUUUUUUUUUGGAAGACUAUCCACAUGAUGGUUUCAAUCAAGGUAAAGAAGUGGCUAAAAGACAAGCUCAGCGAAAUGAAACAAAUAAAACAAUGCCGUAGCUAGAACAUUUUUUAAGGGGGGGGGCAUUUAAUUAUUUUCACAAUUUUUUAGAAUGUUAGAAUACUUAUUAGUUAUUUCUAUAUUACCUCGCCUUUGUUUAUAAAGUGUUUAAUACAUAUCUACUUUUUUAUGACUACAGCAUGACUACAGUCUACACUCUACAAUUAUUGAAUUAUGUUAACAACUAUUAUGACACCCAUACAUUUAACAAAAUAAUUUAUUAUGAUAUCAAUAUGUAUUGUGUAGUAAUAUAAAAUUUCUUUUUUUGUUCAAAUAUUAUUACUAUUUACAAAGAAUCCAACAUCAGUUAACGGUUGCACGCACGUGGAUCGCUAAAAUAGAUUUUCCUUGAAUUAUAUAAAUAUAUAUAUUUAUCCUCAUCAUAUAACUAAUAACAAAAUGUCUGUGCAAUACACCACUAAUAUUACCGACCAACCAAAUAAAAAAAAGAUUUCUGGUGGAAGGGGAGGGACAUGUGCCCAUUGUGCCCUCAGUGCCCCAUCCUGGUUAAUAGUUAAGACAGUGAAAUAUAGUGAUGAGAAUUAUUAAAAAAUUUAAUUUCUAUUAUGCUUUUUAUAAUUUAGGUAGAUACCUAUUAUUGUAUAUAAUUUAGAAGAUUAGUACUUAGUAAUAUUAUUCAAUUAUAUUUUCCAAAAUUGUUUUUAUUUUUAAACUAGACAAUUGUACAAUCUGUAAGAUAAUUAUUUACAAUAAGCACCCGUGAUUAAAAAUUAAAUAACAAAUAAAAGAUAAAAUAACAUAGAACAAAGUUACCAAAAGUAGUUAGUUAAAUUCAAUUAGGAUUAUUUACAUAAAUUAAGAUACCUAAUAAGAUUUACAUUUUUAGUUGUUAAGAUAAAACGUAAUUGACGAGACCGGUUACCCAUUUAAAGCAAGCUGUUUAGUGUGGAUAUGUAUUAUGCGUUGCCCAGGUUAGCCGACAGUUAAGGUGUAGACUUAAAUAACGAACAUUUUGGGCAGAUGACAGUGGGAGGUGAUUAAGCCAAAAUUAUUGUUAAAUUAUUUAUUGGUAGGUAUAAUAAUAAUAUAGGUAAUACAGUCAUAGGUGAAUAAUAUUCUGAAAAAUAUAAAAGGCAGCUUUAAUUAAAGCUAUAUGCCUAUAUAUAAUAAUAUAAAUAUAAUAUCUAACAUGCAUAGAGUUGUGGGGCAUUGCUCCUAUAUUAUACAUUAGAUCAUAUACUAUACCUAUGUAUCAAAUACUGUAUAAAUAAUUAAAGGCUCCUACUCUCCAAUUAAUUUACUAACGCUUACAAAUAUUUUUUUUAAUAGAAAUAAGACCACACGACGUA